Brassica oleracea var. oleracea is the source of this 824-nucleotide messenger RNA. RefSeq names its product frataxin, mitochondrial. Gene Ontology annotation, biological process: intracellular iron ion homeostasis; iron incorporation into metallo-sulfur cluster. Gene Ontology annotation, cellular component: mitochondrion. Gene Ontology annotation, molecular function: iron chaperone activity; ferroxidase activity; ferric iron binding. The record is from RefSeq and is a predicted model, not a curated record. NCBI's taxonomy places the organism in Eukaryota, Viridiplantae, Streptophyta, Magnoliopsida, Brassicales, Brassicaceae.
GAGUAGUUUUCUCAAACCGCCAUGGCUACAGCUUCAAGGUUCCUCCGGAGAUUACAGAGGUCUCUCAAGCUUCCUCCACCCCUUCUCCGUAGCAAUGUCCCAAGGGCUUUAAGCUGUUUGGCUCACAAAACUACGGAGCCAUUUGAAUCUCGUAUCCGCCAUGAUUCUUCUAUUAUUAUCAGAAGCUUCUCUUCUCAAGGUCCUGCUCCUAUCGAUUACAGUUCGGUAUUGCAGGAGGAUGAGUUCCACAGAUUAGCCAAUGUCACUAUAAAUAACCUUCUUGAGAAGAUUGAGGAUUAUGGUGAUAAUGUCCAGAUUGAUGGUUUCGACAUUGAUUAUGGGAAUGAAGUUCUCACACUAAAACUUGGAUCUUUAGGCACAUAUGUACUCAAUAAACAAACUCCUAAUCGACAAAUCUGGAUGUCUUCACCUGUCAGUGGUCCGUCUAGAUUCGACUGGGACAGGGAUGCUAAUGCAUGGGUUUAUCGGCGAACAGAAGCAAAGUUGCAUGAACUGUUGGAAGAAGAGUUGGAGAAUCUAUGUGGCGAACCAAUUCAACUCUCAUAAGAAAAAGCCUUAAAACAAUAGUUUUGAGUUUAUCUAGGAACUUGGAACUGCUCUGCCCUUUCAAGCUAUGUCUACUAUGAAACAUCCAGAUGAACAAACAAACUAGGGACAUGAAAAGAUUGUUUCAGUGCGAAAACCUGAUUGAUGUUUUUUAUUGUACUAUUUAUCACUAAUGUAAUGUUCUCACGGUGACACUGUUACACAAUUCUUCUCUGUUAAAACUCUCUUUGUUUAAUCAGAAGCUGUAGCUGCCUUUA